This is a messenger RNA of Triticum dicoccoides, 648 nucleotides long. RefSeq lists its product as uncharacterized. The record is from RefSeq and is a predicted model, not a curated record. Gene Ontology annotation, molecular function: protein dimerization activity. Lineage: Eukaryota; Viridiplantae; Streptophyta; Magnoliopsida; Poales; Poaceae. The transcript has 3 exons. Bases 34 to 648 code for a protein of 204 amino acids.
ACAAAGAAAGGCAAGGAUGCAGCGGCAACGGUGAUGGAUGCAAACUUUUGGAAAGGUGUGCUCCUAUGCAUAAAGGUGUUUGAGCCAUUGGUGAGAGUUCUUCAUUUGGUUGAUGGGGAUAUUAAGCCAUCGAUGGCUUGGUUGUAUGGAGAGUUGGUGAAUGCAAAGAGGGAGAUGAAGGAGGCAUUUAACAACUUGGAGAGGAACUACAAAGAUACUAUGGGCAUUGUUGAAAAGAAGAUGAAUGGAAGGCUAGAUUCUCCACUGCACAUGGCCGCAUAUGUGUUGAACCCACACUAUAGUUAUGCAGAUAGCUCCGUCUUUACCACUGCAAAUGAAGGAUUUCAAGAGUGUGCUGAACAAUACUAUGCAAAUGAUCAUGAUACUUGCAUGCUGGUUGUCAAUGACGAGUUUCUGAAAUAUGAAAACAAAGAAGGAACUUUUGGAAAGAAGCUUGCAAAAGCAUGUGAAAAUAAAAGCUACAGCCCCGUUGGUUGGUGGAAGCUUUAUGGAGGAGAAACACCAAAUUUGAAAGAAAUGGCUAUGAGAAUCCUCUCUCUGACCUCUAGCUCUUCUGGUUGUGAAAGAAACUGGAGUGCAUUUGAAUCGAUACAUACCAAGAGAAGAAAUAGGCUCACAACGAAAUAG